CUAUUAUUAGUUCCUAGUCAUCGUACGUCCCUCCUCGAUCCCCCAAUGUGAAUUGAAAUACGCAGAAAACGUGUACAAUGUAUCUUGGGUGAGAAAAUCCCGAAACUCGAUUGAAAUUAUUAAUUAUUCGUCUUAAUCGUUGGAAUGAACUGCUAGGACAAAUAAAAUCCCCUCCACUCGGUGUUUGUACAUGUUUCUAAACCGUCAUUAUCCCCGUAAAUUGUCCGUGAAACACUUAUUGUUGAAUUAAUGUGAGCAUGAGUCUUGUCGCGCAAUUGUCACUUUUUUCGGUAAUUUAUGGUGAUUGGUACAGAUGAGGGAUGCUGUCGUCGACAAACGCACCGCCAGUCUAGCUCAACGAGGAAAACCCACCAUCGAAAUUUACCGGCCACCAGGAGGCAGAUCAGAAGUCACCACGGCGAAUCCACAGCUCAACGUUCACGCCAAAGAGUUCACCCUGAAACAGAUCGAAAUGCACAAUAAUAAUUUGAAGCACAAUCAUAAUGAGAAUCGCUCGAGUUAUUAUCUCCAGCACAGCAAGUCCAGUGGGAAUGUUCACAGGCACUCGUACCAGCAGCAUCAGCCUCAUCAGCUGAAUUACCACCACCACAGUCCGGCCACGAAACAGACGUAUGCACUGAAUACCUCGGCAUCGAGUGGAAAUAUUCUCCACUCUGGACCGCAAAACAGCCGAGUCCACUUUGUGGAUUCAAUCGCCGAUUCAAAACCGAGCGGAAAUUCAAUAAAACCAGCGAAAUUAACCAAGUCGUUGUCGUUUGUGUCGUCUUACGCUCUCAAGCGCUCCAAGAGCUUCAAUAAUUCAGACGUCCUUGCCUAUAAAGCCAACAACAUCCUGGACGUAGCGGAGCUGGGGAGAUUUCCGAUACCGGUCCAGGAUGUCUUGAUCAAAGCGAUUGAAGAUCCAAAUAUUUUAAACUCUCGUACAUUGAUGGACUUGGUGAGGCACAUUCUGGGGAGAAUCGUCGAGAAUAAACGGUAUGCUGAGCCGGCAGCUAAGAUCUGCAUAAAAAUAAUAGAGAAAGAAGUGAAAGAAACUUUUCUGGAGUCUCUCCUCAAUAUGUGCCAGCAGUGGUAUCAAGAUCAGAGCAGAUCCAUCGAUGACAGUUCCCUGUGCCAAAAAUUCGCGGCGUUCAUGACAUUCCUGAACGAAAUGUACUGUCAGCUGAAGAGACGUCAACUGCAGUUGAAGACUCAACAGGAAGGGGUUCCCCCAGGUCGAGUCCUGUUGACGCUCCUGUGGAAGUGCUGUCAAGAUUGCCUCCAGCCGUCCUUCAUAAAUUCUCUUCCUGAGACGAAUUCUCUGUUCUUCAUCGUGACGUGCAUCGGCAAGGAUUUGGAUAAUGAACUGCCAGUGCAACUGGAGCAGCUCUUGGCGUGCGUUAGGGAUGCAUUUCUCGAUGAGAAUUCCAGUGAACCGGCCGUGAGGAAGAUUCUCCUGCAGAUAAUCGAGCUGCAUGCCGCACACUGGCAGCUACCAGCACCUGCACUCGUAUAUUAUUACCCUGGCACAAUGAAGUCAUAGGGAAUUUCAUUGGAUCAUCCUCGGCGACGAUGACUUAAUCUCGAUAAUAAAAAAAAAAAAAAAAAAUUGAAAGGACCAGAACGAAAUGUUUUUUUGCGUUCUGCAAUAAAAAUCCGACAUAAACGAAAUUGACAAAGACUGGGAGACUGAAGAUGAGGGAUUCGAUGGGCUGUGAGAGGAUUCAUCAGGCUAGAUCGAACAUCCGGUAGCCUUGGGGUCUUCCACACGAGCAUCGAAAUCAAUAGUAGCUGCAGUCGCGAAUUAUCAAGAGAAAUCGCAAACGCAACUCCAGGGGAAUGAAUUUUAAUAUUUCAUUUCCUCAGUUAACGAUCACUCCUGCACAAUGUAACUCUUGUUUAAUUAUUUAAAAUAAAGAAAAUGAACAUCAA
Messenger RNA from Fopius arisanus, 1932 nucleotides. RefSeq names its product MIF4G domain-containing protein. Lineage: Eukaryota; Metazoa; Arthropoda; Insecta; Hymenoptera; Braconidae. Gene Ontology annotation, biological process: regulation of translational initiation. Gene Ontology annotation, cellular component: cytosol. The transcript is spliced from 9 exons. The record is from RefSeq and is a predicted model, not a curated record. Gene Ontology annotation, molecular function: RNA binding; protein binding; translation activator activity. The coding region runs from base 314 to 1543 and encodes 409 amino acids.